Messenger RNA from Neolamprologus brichardi, 2435 nucleotides. RefSeq lists its product as uncharacterized. Lineage: Eukaryota; Metazoa; Chordata; Actinopteri; Cichliformes; Cichlidae. The record is from RefSeq and is a predicted model, not a curated record.
GUUGGCUGGAUUGUGAUAUCGACAGAUGUCUAGAAAAUUGUGUGAGGGGCACUCGUCGGAUAGUCUACAACACACGGACCCCAGGCUGCACCUCGGAGAGCAGGGGCGGAAUCUGCAGCUGUCACUCCAAAAAGCCUUACCUCCAUUACCACAUCCAGCCACAGAUUGCAAAAGAAGCCGAGCUGGUUACGCACUAGAAAUACAGGAAACAUCAUGGGAGGCAAGCUGAGCAAAAAAAGAAAAGGAUAUGAUGUGAGCGAUCCAAAAGACAAGAAGGAUGAAUCCCCUGCAACAGUUGCAAGUGCAGACAACUCUGCUAAAGGGGAAGGUGGAGCCCCGCCUACAGGAGAAGAGACAACAGCAGAGGCAGGCAACGUAGAAGACGAAAAGGCUGUGACAGCAGAGGCAGCGGUACCUCAAGAGUCAGAAGCACCUGAAAAAUCUGAGAAGGAACCAGCGGCACAAUCAGAUUCCCCAGCUGUGGAAGAACCAGUAGCAUCUACUGUUAAGGAACCAGUUGCAGAAGCAGCGCCAGAGGAUGUAGCUCCAGUUGUAGAGGAACCAGUCGUGGCAGCAGAUGAAGCCGCUACAGUAGCAAAAGAACCAGCUGCUGCAGCGGAUAAAGCAGCUCCAGUUGUAGAAGAACCAGUUGUGGCAGUGGUGGAAGUAGCUCCAGUGAAAGAAGAACCAAGUGCAGAAUCAAAGGAGCCAGCUCCAGAAAAAGAAGAAGCAACUGUAGUAUUGGAACAAAGUGCAGCAGUACAAGAGCAAGCUCCAGAAGACCUUGCAGUGGCUGCUGUAGCAGAGAAACCUUCAGCCCCAACAUCAGAAGAAUCUGUGCCAGUCGAAGCUGAACCCAAGUCUGAAGAGGUCCAUGAAGAAGAACCUGUUGCAGUUGCUGAAUCGGUGUCAGAGGCCACCAAAGCGCCAGAGCCCAUCCCAGAGACUGAGCCUGAAGCUACUGUGGAGGAGACCGUGGUCUCUGCAGCUGUCCCUGAGCCUGAACCGGUGGCUGAGCCAGCAGCUGAACCAGUGCUGGAGUCAGCCACAGAACCAGAGGAAGAGCCCAAGCAAGAGCCAGAGCAAGCAGCAGAGCCAGAGGCGGAGCCAGAGAAAGAAGAAGAGCCUGAGCAAGAACUGGAGCCAGAACUAAAACAGGAACCAGAGCCAGAGAUUGUGGAGACAACAGAACCUGAGCCUGAAACAGAACAAGCCCCAGAGGCAGAGCUGGAACAAACAUCAGAGCCAGGACCUGAGCAAGAGGCUGAGGCUUUGAAAGCUACAACAGAGGAUCAAGUGGAAGAAACUGAAGCUGAGCCGGUUGUAGCCACUGACGUGAGUGAAGUGGCGACUGUGGGAGGAGACUCUUCUGAUUUCACGGAGGCUACCGCAGAGGAUACCCUCAUUGAUCAAGCUGCAAAAGAGGAAUCUUUUACACCAGAAGCUCCCAGCACUGAGGUGCCAGAUGAGCUCAAGGAAGCAGAACUUGUAUCUGAGGUUGUCAUCGCCUAUGCGUGCGAAGCUGCUGUCAAAUCUGAAAAGGCAGCUGAGCCCUCCGUGGAAGCAGUGCCUCAAGCAGAGCCGGAGGUGGAAAAGAAGUUGGAAAAUGGAGAUUUAAAGAGCCCCUCUGUUACCGAGGAUGCAAUUCCAUCUGUGAAUGGGGAGUGUAAAGAUCCUGACACUGCCAUGGCCACACAGGCAGAGGAAUGUGUUAAUGGGGGUGAAAUGCCAGAGGAGAUCCCUAUCAAGGAGCCGAGUGACCUUGAACUGAAAAAGGACUUGAACCUGAGUGGGGAUGGUCCAGAAUUUCCUGAUGCAGUCUCAGACAUGGUGGAUGGCCUGAGCACUGAGGUCACUCAAGAAGCUUAAAAGCAGGAAGCAUCAUUCAAAUCAAGUAUAAUUCCCCCCGUGGUGCAAGAAAGCCGUCGAGGUAUCACAAACACAGCUACGCUUUCUGAAAUGCUGUAACCACUGCAAUCUCUUUAGUGGCAACUCAGGCAAAAAGGAUGCUUUCUCUUGAGUAACCAAAAACGAAGCCCAACCACUUGAGGAUAGAGGGACACAGGGAGAUAUUUAUAGUGAGAUAGAAGUGCCGUGAAGAGACUGAAGUUUGGAAUUCGAGUACAGAAAAGCAGUGAAGCUGGACAGCUUGGCAAAAAAAAAAAAAAAAUACUGGACAGCAAAAACGACAUUGUUCAGUAAAAUAAAGGAAUGUGUCUGUGUGUGUGAGGCCGAUGAAUAUUACAAAGUGGCUUAAUGGAAAAUCUGUCAUUAUUAGUAUAUUAUUUGAUUUUAGAAACUCAAAUAUCCUUUCUAUUACUAUAUGCAAAGACGUGAUGUGUUUUGGCCUUUUAUAGUAAUGGUACCUGUAAGGAUUGUUUAAUUAAAACCAAUUGUUCAGAAUAGAGAAUAAAAAGAGACUGUUUUAGUCUACA